Tigriopus californicus is the source of this 3154-nucleotide messenger RNA. RefSeq lists its product as uncharacterized. Gene Ontology annotation, cellular component: cytoplasm. NCBI's taxonomy places the organism in Eukaryota, Metazoa, Arthropoda, Copepoda, Harpacticoida, Harpacticidae. The record is from RefSeq and is a predicted model, not a curated record. Bases 452 to 2944 code for a protein of 830 amino acids. Gene Ontology annotation, biological process: regulation of small GTPase mediated signal transduction; signal transduction. The transcript has a single exon. Gene Ontology annotation, molecular function: GTPase activator activity.
CUUUAAAAGUCAAAUGUGUUUCUGAGGCAUGGGACAUGGGUCAUUGUUUGAACAUUGUGGUGUUUUUCAUGGACCCUUUAUUAACGCGACCAUCAAAAUGAUUCUGCCAGAUCGGGCAACAAUAGCCGCCCGAGUUUGUUUGUGGGUGGGCCAGCGCUCUGGCCCCAGCCCAGCCAGGCAUGGAGUCGGCUUGAGGCUUCAACCUGCCUUGUUCUGCCUUCGCCGCCUGAAUUCAAAUAUGGGCGCCAUCUCAGCUUCUUUCGUCGGAAUCAACCUUAACCGUACCUAGUACCUCGAGACUAAAGUAACUGUUCCCUGAACCAUCCAAGCGCCAACUGACAACUGAACUGAACAGAACUGACCUGACAAUCGCCUUCGGUCAAAGUGGGUGAGAAUCGUGUCCGUGGUGUGCAUCGCGUCAACCAUUGCCUUCGCCGAGCCUAUUGCCAUUAUGACGGGGUCGGGCCCAGAGCCGGCGGAAUGGGCGUGUCUCCGACGGGAGGAGCCGGAUUUGUUCCACUCCUUGGUGAAAAUGCACCUGUCCAUUCUCCUGGAUUUGGCCACCGACGAUUGCGAUUGUAGUCAUAUCCACGGCCACGCCCACUCCGUCGGUGGUAGUACACCCGGCGGGAAAGAGGGUGGCGUGUUCAAGCGUCGGAUUUUCACGCCCAAGAAGAGGAGCAGCCACGCCUCACAUGUGGGCGUGAUGGAAGGCGCCGCGCUAACUUUGGAGGGCGUGUGUCAGGUCUAUCAACUCAUCGCCUUUUUGCAGCGAGACGCCCAUUUGCGGGUGGAGGGCGUGUUCCGGAAGCACGGAAAUCUGAAGAAGCAGCAAUUGUUGAAGGAUCGGCUCAAUCGGGGCGUGUCCAUGGAUCUGGAUGAUGGCACGUUCUCGGUGCAUGAAUGUGCGGCCGUCUUGAAGUCGUUUCUAGCCGAAUUAGCCGAACCGCUCUUGACGGACGCCCAUUACCAGGCCCAUUGUCAAGUGGCUCAGAUGGGACGCAGUGCGGGUCCGGAUGGCCAAGAAGAAGUCAGGGCCAAACGGAUCCAGUGUCUGCAGCUCUUGUUCCUGUUGAUCCCCGAGGCCAAUUACAGUCUGCUGAAGGAUCUCUUGCCGCUCCUGCAUAAGGUACAUAAUCAUAGCCCCAAGAACUUGAUGCCGGCUCAAAAUUUGGGCACCAUGUUUGCCCCGCUGAUUUUGUGUCCCCGGAAGUUGUCGGCCGAAUCCAUGCAAUCCAACCACCAACUGCUGUCCGAAGCCGUGGCUUUUAUGAUUGAAGCUGGUCCUCGGAUAUUGUUUGAAUUGCCCGUGAAGUUGCAAGAGGAUAUCAAAAGCCACAUUCGACAACGCCCCCACCGCCAAGUGACGCCCAAGAAGCAUUACUCUUCAGAUGAUAAGCCUCAAUCGCCCGUGGUCAACACCAUUUUCACGUUUGUGGAUCGCGAACGCACCCAUCGCUUGGCUCACGAAUUCUCAUCGGAAUCGGCCAUCGCCGAGCUCUACGCCCAUAUCCAGAGUAUGCCCGAGUCUGCCCAAAAGAAACGGUUGGUGAACAAGUUGAAUGAUGCCAAUGGCCAUGGUACUCCGGGCAUCAUUCGAAGUGGUGCCAAUCGAUUAAAGAGCGGAGGUGAAGGUAUUCGUAAUCUGCUCACGCCUCGACGAUCCAAUAAAGUACCCGAGCCCAAAAUUGGACGCAAUGGUAGCUACAGCUUCAAAACGCCUAAUCAGCCCAGGCAAAUCUUGCACUCGUCCUUCCGGCGACAGAUACCCGAAGAUCACACCAAUCAAAAGCUUCUUUCACCGCAAUCUUCUCCCGCUAUUCUUGUGUCACCCGAAACGAUCGACUCGAUUGUUAAGAAAAACGAAGACAAUCUAGACGGCAGUUACGUGGCGCCAUCCACGCCGUUGAGGACGUUCCGGUCGGCCCCGCCCCCGGUACCAGAAAGGGUGAGUUCGUUGGAGUCCACCGAAGAUUCCCCGAUAACCACAUGUACCCAAAAAAUGUCGUUGGAAAUGAAGGAGAGUAUGAUGACCCCACGUUCUCGUAAGCCUGUGCUCUCCGUUUCGACCGUGAUUCUAGAGCCAGAGGACUCAGAGUUCAAAGUGCCCCCCUCGAAAUCGGAUCUCGAUGGGCCAUGUCAACCUCAAAAGUACAACGAGGAUGAGCCGGACCUUGUCCAUGGAAGCCCAGCCAAGCAUGGGCCAUCCUCCUCCGAUUCCGAUUCCGAUGACUAUUUCGCCUCAUUAGAAAGUGAUGAGGAGUCGCCCAACAAAUCCGUGGGCGAGUCUAUUCGCUCAGAAAAAAGUAUCCUCGCGGCAGAAAAGGAAGAUAAAAGUAAGGUUUACACCUCGCGAUCCCUGCGCCAAGAGUUUCACCGAUAUCUCGAAGAAAAUGACAUCAUACAGACCCCACCCCAAGAAACAGCCUCUAAUCCUGCUAAUGACUCUUCCGUUUCUGUGACAUCUUCAGUUAUCAGUCAAGAAGCCCGGCUGCUUCUGAAUGGCGAGCUCUCACUCUCCGACUCCAUGCAAGCGGUUUUGGACGGGGAUAAUCCCAGUGACUUGGACAAAUCCCAAACCGACGAAGAAGUCGGAGAGGAUGACGAAAUCGUUGUGGUGAACCCGAGUGUCCUUGUCCCGAUCAGUGUGGAUAGCUCUUAUAGCGAUAAAGAGAAUGAUUCCAGCUACAAUUCGGCCCACUCCUCUUCGGAUGUGUCGAGUUACUCUUCAGCGAGUACCCUUCCCUACACUAGCCUUCCCACUGACAUCCCUCUUCCCACUUUCGAGAAUCGUCGGAAAGAGAUCGCCGUGCAGCACUUGGAAGUAACGGGCUCGAACAACCGUAAGCGAAGAUCUCUGACUGAAACGGGAGACUUGAACCCCAUUGCACGACGAAAAACCAUCCCUGGCAAAAGAAACAUCUACUUUGAAACGGAUCUGUGAGGCGAGAAACGAUUGGUAAUCUCGUGGCAAUAUCAUUCAUUCCAAACGAAGAUUUUGUACAUAUCUAUUGAUCUACCUUGAAGAACUCUGUCCCUAUUGUUGAAUAUUUUGGUAUUCCAAAUAUAAAAAGAAGCUCUUGACUUGUUCACUUUCCUUGCGUAGUCAUAUCUUCUAAAGAUAUCUCAACCGGAUUCUUGUUGCUUUUUCAGA